This is a messenger RNA of Effrenium voratum, 888 nucleotides long. NCBI's taxonomy places the organism in Eukaryota, Dinophyceae, Suessiales, Symbiodiniaceae. The record is from the annotation of a GenBank genome assembly.
AUGUCACCCGCAUCACCCGCCCAUGGAGCACUGACCCAUGGGUCACUUGAGUCACUUGGAUCGCUGACCCAUGAGUCACUGGAACACGAACUCCGUGACAUCCUGGGACUCCAUGGGCUCAUCAACUGGCAUCGGAUCACGCAGAUCUGGUUCGCCCACGCCUGGGGUCAUUGGCAGCUGGGCGUUCGCGGCUGUUGCGCCACUUGCAACAUGCUCCUGUCUUUCCAGCUCUGUACUUACGGGAUCGACGUGGAGCACCGACUCUGGCUAGCGAUUUGUCAAGGGCUGGCUGCCGUCUCGCUGUUCAUGCAGUGGUGGCUGGCGAGCCCUUACAUGUUUCUGAUCAGGGCCAGCGCUUGCGUUGCCAAAUCGCUGAUUCUGUUGCACCUGACCAUUUGCGGCCGCAACUCCAUGUUCAAUCCUGUCGACUGCGAUAUGGUGAAGUGGGACGACCCCCGCGUACCCUUCCGCAUCAUGCAUGGCAUUAUGGUUGUCUAUUGGAUGGCCACUGCCUCGUCGCUGACCAUGCAGUUCCUGCAGCCGCUCAGAGGCGUCAGCUCCACGACGGGCAACAUCCAGCUCUGGAUCCGCGCGCGGAUCCGAGCCACUGGAGUGCCUGUGCAGCUGGCCCGUGGUAUCCUCAAGCCGAUCCUGCUCACGGGCACGGAAUACGAGCGCGCGCCCAUCGAAGCGGUGAUCAACAUCACCAGGGCGGGCUUGAUCUGCAUCGUCGUCUGGUCUCUGGAUAACCAGUGGCGCACCAGCGGAGUGGUGCACGCAUACAGCCCCGAUGCGACUCCGCAUGAUGAGGAUCAGGAUUUGUCCACCUGCACCAGUGACGAGUCCAUCAAGUCUGUAUUGGACGAGAUCCCUGAGCUCCUGCAAUGA